Linum trigynum is the source of this 921-nucleotide messenger RNA. NCBI's taxonomy places the organism in Eukaryota, Viridiplantae, Streptophyta, Magnoliopsida, Malpighiales, Linaceae. The record is from the annotation of a GenBank genome assembly.
AUGAAGAUACAGUGCAACGUGUGCGAGGGGGCGGAGGCGAACGUGCUGUGCUGCGCAGACGAGGCAGCAUUGUGUUGGGCCUGCGACGAGAAGGUACACGCCGCCAACAGGUUGGCAAGCAAGCAUCAAAGGAUUCCGCUUACCAGCUCUUCCCAUCAAUUGCCCAAAUGCGAUAUUUGUCAGGAAAUGGCAGGCUUUUUCUUCUGCCUAGAAGACAGAGCUUUGCUCUGCAGGAAAUGUGAUUUGGCCAUUCACACAGCAAAUGAAUAUGUGUCUGCUCAUCAGAGAUUUUUACUUACAGGAGUGAAGGUAGGUCUUGAGCCUACUGAUCCUGGUAAAUCUUCGUCCUCAGGUAAGUCGCCUUCUGGUGAAAAGCAAUCGGCGAUGAAAUCUCAAUCUGUUUCUGAAAGAAUCACACCAGCAAUGCCAUUCGCUAGUUCCUCGAAUGAUACUCCAUCUGUGAAUGGUGGUGGAUUAAGGAGCUCUGAGCCUUCUGCAAAGGUGCCUUUUUCGGAGGAUUAUCAGGCCGGAGGCAUCCAACAGUGGCCACAACUAGAUGAAUUUAUGGGUUUAACUGAGUUGAACCAAACUUACAGCUACUUGGGUAACGGUUCAUCAAAGGCUGAUAGUGGGAGGCGUGGAGACUCCAAUAGCUCCUCUGCAAUGAUGAGGUCUGGUGAUGAUGAAGUGGAUAAAGAUGAGUCUCACGGUCAAGCUUCGGAUAGCUAUUGGGCAGUGCCGGAGAUGCCAUCACCCCCGACUGCCUCAGGGAUCUGCUGGCCAAAACAACCCUGGGAUCACGGGGUGGUUUCCGUGCCAGAUAUAAGCUGCUCAGGUGCUCAAACCAACUAUGAUGGCGAGAAAGAACAUGUAAGAGCCAGAAAGAGGCGGAGGCAACAACGUUGGACUACUCCCUUUUGA